Messenger RNA from Emericellopsis atlantica, 2070 nucleotides. Its product is annotated as allantoinase. The coding region runs from base 477 to 2054 and encodes 525 amino acids. The transcript has a single exon. Lineage: Eukaryota; Fungi; Ascomycota; Sordariomycetes; Hypocreales; Bionectriaceae. Gene Ontology annotation, cellular component: cytoplasm. The record is from RefSeq and is a predicted model, not a curated record. Gene Ontology annotation, molecular function: allantoinase activity. Gene Ontology annotation, biological process: purine nucleobase catabolic process.
ACUAGCAGAGGGUUCCCAUCGAGCAAUAUCGAGUAAUAGAAACGGGCACCUCCGGGAGGACUGGAGCAACACGACACAACACCGCCCUCCCGACGAGUCACCCUUAUCUGGGAGACCAUGACCCACCAGUCCGAGGCCCGGAGGACGGUAUCGUGUCCAUACCUCGCCAAUGUGUACGGAUGGGUACAUGACUGAGGCGACAAGUGAUGCGUGAUAAGCAGCCCCCCAAAGGUCCCAAACUCCGAAGGGUCCAUCCGUGCCGUGGGGAAAGAAUGAAAAAGCGUGUGAGUAGUAAAAGCCGAAGAUCCCCUUCUUUUCCUUUUCCUUUUCGAAGGUAUUCCCCUUUUUGAACGUAUCCCCAGUGAGCGUUUUAUUGGCGAAAUUUUGCUGUCGGCUGCGACACUACCUACCAUCACUCCCAGCAUACCCUGUAGCAGCAAUCAGCAAGCCCGCGCUCUGGCAGAACGCCAACAAUCAUGGCAGACCUCACUGUCCUCGUCUCAUCGCGCGCCAUACUCACCCUUCCCGACGACUCACUACUCCUCACACCAGCCACAAUCACCAUCUCGCCGUCCACGGGCAAGAUCCUCAGCACAACACCCUCCAUUCUACCGUCGUCGUCGUUCCCGGCUGGGACAACGUACAUUGAUCAUUCGCCCAAAAUCCUGCUUCCUGGUAUCGUCGAUGCACACGUCCACCUGAACGAGCCCGGGCGGACAGAAUGGGAGGGCUUUUGGACCGGCACGAGGGCAGCCGCCAGCGGGGGCGUGACCACCGUCGUCGACAUGCCCCUCAACGCCAUCCCGCCCACCACCACCGUCGCCAACUUCCGUGAGAAGCUCAAGGCCAGCGAGGGCCAGUGCUGGGUCGACGUCGGCUUCUACGGCGGUGUCAUCCCUGGUAACGCCAAGGAUCUCGUGCCCCUGGUCGAGGCUGGCGUGCGUGGCUUCAAGGGGUUCCUGAUCGAGUCGGGCGUCGACGAGUUCCCCGCCGUGUCGUCCAAGGAUAUCGCGCUCGCCAUGGAUACCCUCAGCGGGGAGAAGACGACGCUCAUGUUCCAUGCCGAGAUGAUCCCCCCGAUUUCCGACUCGGUCGGUGACGACGUCCAGGUGUCCGAGGCGCCGCUGGUGCCCAAAGGCGAUCUCAACGCGUAUCAGACAUUCCUCCAGUCACGCCCGCCCAUGUUCGAGGUCUGCGCCGUGGAGGAGAUCCUGUCGCUCGCGCCUAGAGCACCUGACCUGCAGCUGCAUAUCGUGCAUUUGUCGGCGACGCAGUGCAUCCCCCUCCUCCGUGCGGCGCGACAGGCAGGCAUCAAGGUCACGGCGGAAACGUGCUUCCAUUAUCUCGGUCUCACGGCUGAGGAGAUUGAGCAGGGCGACACGCGUCACAAGUGCUGCCCGCCUAUUCGCGAGGAGUCGAACAGGAAUGGAUUGUGGGAGGAGAUGAUGGCCGAGAACAGCUGCAUUCAGACCGUGGUAUCGGAUCACAGCCCUUGCACACCCGAGCUGAAGCUUCUCCCGGGGCAUCUCGACAGGCCCAACAUGCUACACUCUGACUCUGGCGUCGAUGUCACGCUACCAGAGGGCGGGGACGAUGAAGACGGUGUAGAGGUGCCCGUCGAGAAGGCGGCCCGGGGCGACUUCUUCGCCGCGUGGGGUGGCAUCUCGAGCGUCGGUCUAGGUCUGCCCAUUCUGCACACCAAGUCCCAGCAGCGUCUAAAGAAGGGCCUCGCCGCCCCCAGCAUCGUCGACAUGGUCCGUCUCUGCAGCCAGGCGACCGCCGCGCAGGUCGGUCUGUCGCAUCGCAAGGGCGGGUUGCGCGAGGGCAUGGACGCGGAUAUCUGCGUCUUCGACGAGAGCGAGGCGUGGGUAUUUGAGCAGGGCGAGAUGCGCUGGAAGAACAAGUGCUCGCCGUGGGAGGGCCACGAGUUUCUAGGCCGCGUGCGGGAGACGUGGGUGCGUGGCCAGAAGGUGUUUGAGAUGGGAAGGCCGGAGAUGGGCUUUGGGUCGAGUCGACCGGUCGGCGAGAGUAUCACGGAGAGGAGAGUGCGCUGAACGAUGGAUGAUGAUG